Sphaeroforma arctica JP610 is the source of this 1085-nucleotide messenger RNA. RefSeq lists its product as hypothetical. Bases 122 to 760 code for a protein of 212 amino acids. Gene Ontology annotation, cellular component: Golgi apparatus. NCBI's taxonomy places the organism in Eukaryota, Ichthyosporea, Ichthyophonida. The record is from RefSeq and is a predicted model, not a curated record. The transcript has 4 exons.
CUCGCAACAGCAUUCAUAUAUACACACCACCAAGUAUAUCCACAUAUAUUUACUUGAGCAGACAGCCGCAUAUACACAUAUAUACAUAUAAUCAUAUCAUACACACACACACACUGGCAAUAUGGGAAACCAAGAAGGAGGAACGGCAGUGGCCACACCGUCGUCAGGCGGCUUUCCAGACAUCAGUUCUAUGAUGUCUGGCAUUUCAGGCGCACUAAGGGAGAACCCUACCGUACAGGAAAUGAGUACAGACAUGUCGGACCCUAACUUCAUGGCCAAGGUCAAGAAGAUGUUCAAAACAAGAAUGGAAACCUUACGACCGUGGAAUGAGUUUGCAAACGUCUCAUACUUCUCCAAACCCGAGUCAGUGGGACAGGCCAUGGGACGCGCCUCCUUCAAUGUUCGGUACUUCGCCACCAACUACUUCAUGAUCUUCAUCGGACUCUUUGUCUACUCUCUGGUUACGUCACCGUUCUUGCUCCUUGCCGUAGCCUUUGUGCUCGCUGGCUCGGCCGGUAUUCUGCACUUGUCCGAUAAGCCCCCUCUGGUAAUCGGGGGCAAGGAAUGGAACACCCGGUCCCAAAAGAUAGCGUUGGGGUGCAUUGCUGUCCCAUUGUUCUGGCUGGGCUCAGCGGGCAGUGUUGUGUUCUGGUUGUUGGGUUGCUCGGGUGUGGUCAUUCUUGCGCACGCGUCCUUCCUAAAUAAUGAUAUGAUCGCCAACUCGGAGGAAUGGGCCAGGGAAAUUGAUGCUGUCGCUUAAACACGUAUACAGCCUACUUUGUAUCAGAAGUAUGCAUGGCUAGUAUGUAUACUAGUUAUGCAUAUUAUCCAUGUAUGUAUAGUAUGUACACGUAUUUAUACAUACUAUCCAUGUAUGUAUAUGUAUCUAUACAGUCAGCUAUGGACAGAUUCUAGGCAUCCGAAUGUAGGCCUGUACGUGCAAACCAUCGGUCCGAAUGAAGGGGCGGUGAACGAGUCUCAUGAUACGCCUUGUACGGAUUAAGAGGCCAGCGGCAGUACCAAUAAGACGAAUAUAAAAAGAAUAAAGAAUCAGAUUGCUCAAAUGUAUAUGUGACCACAUAUGA